Messenger RNA from Dermatophagoides farinae (American house dust mite), 1940 nucleotides. RefSeq lists its product as uncharacterized. Gene Ontology annotation, biological process: endocytosis. Gene Ontology annotation, molecular function: metal ion binding; GTPase activator activity. NCBI's taxonomy places the organism in Eukaryota, Metazoa, Arthropoda, Arachnida, Sarcoptiformes, Pyroglyphidae. Gene Ontology annotation, cellular component: intracellular membrane-bounded organelle. The record is from RefSeq and is a predicted model, not a curated record.
UGCAUAUGUUUUCGUAUCGUGACAAUCGUAUAAUGAGCAUCUUUUCAAGUUUACUUGAAUUUUUUUUAAUUCAAUUCAACAAUAUAUAAACAAACAUUGAUGAUUAUGGCAUCAACAUCAACACAAUUGAAUAAAUCGAUAUCAGAAGAAGUGGACAAUCGAAAUUUAGAGGAAAAUCUCGAACAAAAUUUAUCCAUUCAAACAAGUGAACAAUCGACAAAAUUGGAAUCUCUGGACGUAACUGAAAAUGAUUAUACAACUGUUGACCAUGACCACAAAACUCUCCAUGAUUCACUACCGGCCAAAUCACAUCCCAUCCAAAAUCAAUCAUUUUCAUCAACAAGAGCAGAAGAUUCUUCUUCAUCGUCAUCAUCAACAUCAACAUCAUCAUCAUCAGCAACGACGACGGGUUCAUUAUGUUCAUUAGGACAGCAGCAGCCUACAGCAUCAUCUCAUCGAUCGCUUUCAACAUCGCCUUUACAUCAGAAUAGCGAAUCAAUAAAAUCGACAAAUGUCCCAAUAAAUGAUUUAGUGAUCAAUCAAUCAUCACAUACGAUUCCAGCACCAUCGACAAGUGGUCGUAAGAACACAAUGGCCUGUGAAAUGUGCAAUAAUUAUGAAAUUCAGCUACAAGAUAUUCAAUAUCGUGAAGCUGUUUUAAAUUUAAAGAUAGGACAAUAUGAUAAAACAAUAAAACAAUUGAAAGAAGAUCUUAAAAAAGAGCAGACAUUUCGUGGAGAAUUGGAAGAAAAAUAUGUAGAUGAAUCGAAACGUUUCGAAACGGAUAUUAAAGUUUUAAGUUCACAAGUAGAUGAAGGUCGAUCUAAUGUGGAAAAAAUGACUAUAAAAUUCAAUAAAAUGGAAAAAAAAGCCAACGAUCUUGUGUCUGAUCUGAUAAGUCAGAUUGAAGCAUUGAAAAAAGAAAUACAACGUUUAGCAUUAGAUAAUGAAAAACUAUUAGGUCGUCAUUUGAAAAAAUCUCAGGAAAUGUCAUCGGAAUCAAUUUCAUUGCCUGGAGAUCUAGAAUCAUUACAAUUUUAUUGCCUACAAUUACGUGAAAAUCUUAUUCAAGCCCUUUAUAAUCGUGAACAUUUAGAAGAAUCACUACGUUCGGAAAAUAUGUUUCUCAAAGAACAACUACUCGGUGAACAACAAUCUCGAGAAAAUAUUGAAGAAAAUUUUUCUCAUGAAAAUGAAAUUCUUACAUCCAAGGUACAUACAUUCGAAUCCGAACUGAAUGAUACUCUUAAACAGAAUGAAGAGAUGAAAGUGGAACUAGAAUUAGUGAAAAAUAAUUUCAAUGAUCUUUCAUUGACAUCAUCGAAUCGGAUCAAAGAGCUAGAGGAAAAAGUUGCUGAAUUGUCUACAAUCAAAACAAAAUCCGAAUCUGAUUUAGCCUCAUUACGUGCCAAGGUUCAAAGUUUACAAGUCGAUCUGGAUAAUUCUGAACAAGUACAACGUGAUUUUGUGAAAUUAUCACAAUCUUUACAGGUACAAUUGGAAAAAAUUCGUCAAGCCGAUACCGAAGUUCGUUGGCAACAUGAAGAAGAUGUAAAUGAAUGCAAUGGCUGUAAGAAGACUUUUCAUUCACGUAAAGAAAAGAUCAAUUGUUUGCAUUGUGGACGAAUAUUUUGUCUUGAAUGUUGUUCAAAAUUGAUUCGAAGUGGACCAAAGAUGCGUACGUAUAAAGUUUGCCAAGUGUGCCAUACAUUGUUGGAUAAUCAAACGGCCUGUUGGUUUGUUAACGAAGCGCCGCAAAGUCCAACGUAAAACGCCAUUCCAUCCUAUAUUGAUCAACCGAUGAAUCGAAUCAAAAUCUAUGGAGAAACAAAACACAUUUCGACAAUAACGAAAACUUGUGAUCACACCUAUUACCAUUACAUGCAUUCAAAACAAGUUUCUAAGUCAUCCAAUUAUUCUAUACUAUAGUUGUUUAUUUU